Haemonchus placei is the source of this 624-nucleotide messenger RNA. Lineage: Eukaryota; Metazoa; Nematoda; Chromadorea; Rhabditida; Trichostrongylidae. The record is from the annotation of a GenBank genome assembly.
AUGACCGCCGGGGUGCCCUGUUCCAGCCUCAAGACGGCUGGCAUAAUCGUGGCCGUCGUCGAAGUAAUUCUGUGCAUCCUCUCUGUCUAUGGACUUUUUCGAAACCUGCAUCUCUUUGGAUCCAGCUACCUAUUCUGGUUCAUUCUCGGUAUCUUCUCUGUGAUUGUAAUUCUGUUCGCCAUUGCUCUUAUGCUGUAUGCGAUCAAGAAGGAGAAGGCUCGUUGGCUUAUUCCCCAUCUGAGCGCUCAGGUGUUCCUGAUCCUGUUUCUGAUUAUCGUCGCCAUUGUGGUGGCCAUUCUUCUGCUAUUCGGUGCUUAUCGAGGGAUUCGCAAUCUUCUCGGCGUCUACGAUUACCAUAUGAGCGAUGAUUCCACAUUCCUGUUGGGUAUGAUGAUCAUCAUUAUCUACCUUAUCGUAGCAAUCCUGGAGGUGUUCUUCCUGAUUAUCGUAUGGAAGCUCUACAAGCAACUGCGAGACUACAGCAGCAUCGGUCACUAUUCCGAUGACAAAAAUGUGCAGUGGCAGAGCGUUGGCACGCCCCCAAAGGAUAACGCUCACGGAUCACCUACGAUGGGAGAUGUCUAUCCGUAUGGACAGGAUGGAGGACAAGGGCAGAUGUUGUAG